GUCAAAGGUUAAAGUUCUCUUUAUAUCAUUUAAGCAAUGACAAUUUCUUACACUUCACAUAUUGUCAGGAUGCUUUUACCGAAGCUGCUCAUCUUUACAGUGCUGGCUGCAGCACUUCAUGCGAUUCCAAUUUCAACUCGUAUUCAUGAGGUUGAAGAUGAACCCAAUUUUAACCCUUUCAUCAAUCUUGGAGCAAAAACCCAGCUGAUUGAGGGAGAUAUUGCCAUACCUCCUGGUCGCAUUGGUCUUAUUGACACAACGUACAGAUGGAAGUUCCCUAUUCCAUACAUUCUGUCUGACAGCCUAGACCUUAAUGCAAAAGGUGCUAUUCAUCAGGCAUUUGAAAUGUACCGUCUAAAGUCAUGUGUUGAUUUCAAACCCUACGAGGGCGAGAAGACAUUCAUCAAAUUUGAAAAGAUAGACGGGUGCUGGUCUUAUGUUGGAGAUCUACAGAAUGGGCAGGUGCUUUCUCUGGGGCCUGGUUGUGACCACAAGGCUGUGAUUGAGCAUGAACUGCUGCACGCCCUGGGCUUUUACCAUAUGCAGUCUCGCCAGGACCGAGAUGACUAUGUGAAGAUCUGGCUAGAUCAGGUCACUGAAGGCAUGGAGCACAACUUCAACAAAUAUGAUGAUAGUUUUGUCACAGAUCUAAAUACUCCAUAUGACUAUGAAUCUGUCAUGCAUUAUCGCCCAUUUGCUUUCAACAAAGACCCUAAUAUUCCUACCAUCACCACCAACAUCCCAGAGUUCUUCAACAUCAUAGGGCAAUACCUGGACUUUAGUGAGAUGGAUGUUGUUAGACUGAAUCGAAUGUACAACUGCUCCUCUUCUCUUACCCUGCUGGACCAGUGUACUUUUGAAAACAUAAACAUUUGUGGGAUGAUACAGAGUUCAACUGACGAUGCUGACUGGGUCCAUCUUAAAAGCUCAGAGGAUCAUACGCUCAGUGGACAAUGCAGAGAUUUAGGAUAUACUAUGCACUUUGACACCUCUACUGGAAAUGCAGAGCAAUCUGCUCUCCUCGAGUCCCGCAUCCUGUACCCUAAGAGGAAGACACAAUGCCUCCAGUUUUUCUACAAAAUGACAGGGAGUGUAAAGGAUAGGCUAGUAAUUUGGUCUAAAACAGAUGAUGGAACAGGAACCGUGCGUACAUUGAAGAAACUCCACACAAUCUGGGCUGAUGAAGACAAAACAUGGAAGAUUGCUCAUGUGCCUUUGCAAAUAGGGGCAAAAUUCCGCUAUGCAUUUCAGGCAGUAAGAGGAGACCCCACUAGCUCUACAGGUGGAAUUUUUAUCGAUGACAUCAGCCUGACAGAAACGCUCUGCCCUGCUGCUGUCUGGCGCAUCCAGAACUUCUCAAGAAUCCUGGAAACUGCAGACUACAACACCGUGCUGAACAGCCCUCGUUUCUACAGCCCUGAGGGUUACGGUUUUGGCGUUCAAGUACGACCACUGUCUGGUUACUCUGAUUACACAGGCGAAUACACUGGUUUGUACUUCCAUCUGGCCAGUGGUGACAAUGACAUUGUGAUGCAGUGGCCUGCUGUGAACCGCCAGGCCACCAUAGUGGUGAUGGACCAGGAUCCAGACAUUAAGCUGAGGAUGUCCUCAGCUCGGAGCCUCACUACUGACAUGAGCACAGCCGACGGAGGCAAACUAAUAUGGGACAAUCCAAAAAAUGUUGGGACCUUUGACCCAAGUUGCCAGUGCUAUCGAGGAGAUUCAAUGGGAUGGAGGACUUUCAUAAAACACUACGACUUACGCAGACGGAAUUACCUGAAAAACGAUGACCUCAUUAUCUUUGUUGACUUUGAGGACUUGACAAGCCUGAUAAACAGUGAAGUUCCAGUUGCACCAAAGGUUUGAGGCCAAUUCGUCUGCUCAGUUAUGGUGUCAGAUUCUGAAAAGUCUGAAGAGAGAAAUCUUUGUGCAAUGUGGGGAAUGCCAUUUAAAUAUUAUUAAAUUGUAUACAAUUUUAAAGUAUGUCAUACUGUGCUACAACACUGUUUGGUGUACUCGGUCUGUUUUUAAACAUUCUCAAUAAAGUCUUUAAUUACA
This is a messenger RNA of Labeo rohita (rohu), 2058 nucleotides long. It is a transcript of the gene mep1a.1, whose product is annotated as meprin A, alpha (PABA peptide hydrolase), tandem duplicate 1. The transcript is spliced from 14 exons. Gene Ontology annotation, molecular function: metalloendopeptidase activity; protein binding; zinc ion binding. Gene Ontology annotation, cellular component: membrane. The coding region runs from base 37 to 1866 and encodes 609 amino acids. NCBI's taxonomy places the organism in Eukaryota, Metazoa, Chordata, Actinopteri, Cypriniformes, Cyprinidae. Gene Ontology annotation, biological process: proteolysis. The record is from RefSeq and is a predicted model, not a curated record.